GGUAAUUAGGAAUCCGAUACAAUAUGGAUGGAUGGAGCUUAGACUUAAGGAAUGGGGUGUGUGAUUAGCAGGGAAGUGUCGAAGGGGAUAAUCUCUUAUGUGAAGGAGGAGAGGGAUUUGAGUGGUGAGAGUAAGAGGAAGGUUGAUGGAGUGUUAGGGAGCAAAGGUGAGGUGGUAGAGGUUCAGAAUGGUGAGAAGGAGAAGGAGAAAGAUGGUGAAGGGGUGCAGCAUGGCAAAAGGAGAAGAUCAAAGGCAAAUAUGAGGUUGAGCAAUCCGCCAAAGGCCGCCGUGGCUCACUGCAGUGUGUGGGGAAGCACUCGGUGGCUGGAUUUCGCUAAAGUUCAUUGUUGCAGAUUUUAUCCAAUAUACCUAGUGUUGUCAAAAGUAAAACUCAUGAUUGAAUAUUGA
Molecule: messenger RNA, 408 nt
Organism: Glycine soja
Lineage: Eukaryota; Viridiplantae; Streptophyta; Magnoliopsida; Fabales; Fabaceae
Exons: 1
Coding region: 52-408 (118 amino acids)
Source: RefSeq, a predicted model, not a curated record